Messenger RNA from Schistosoma guineensis, 3461 nucleotides. The record is from the annotation of a GenBank genome assembly. NCBI's taxonomy places the organism in Eukaryota, Metazoa, Platyhelminthes, Trematoda, Strigeidida, Schistosomatidae.
AGUUUUCGUGUAUUGGGCAAAAUAAUUGAGAAAAUUAUGUACCAUGUAAUACACCUCGUUCUUUGGUUUUUUUUUCUUUAAAAUAAAAAUAUAAAUAACUAAAUAGAUAAACAUUGGUGUAUAUUUUGAACUCAUUCAUCAUAAUUGUCAGUGUAUUUGAUUAUGAAAUGAACCAUUUAUGGAAGGAUAUACACAUCAACACUAUUUUUCUUUGGAAUCAGUUAUCCAUGAUACAUGAGAAUGGUGAUUUGUUUAUACUUUUAUAAAGGAAUUUAAUUUAACACCCAAACACAGUCAAUUAAAUACUAAUUUAUUGAACAAAAAGUAUAGUGGAUUAUUAUUAUUUUUUUUCAUUCAUAAAAAUUGGAUUCAAUCAAAGUGAACUUAUUGGUACAAUUUAAAGUUAAAUUAGUUUGCAGAGUUACAUACAUUUCGAAAAUUUUAUAGCCACUCAGAAGAACAAGGUAAGUAGUAUAUAAUAUUUUGUUUCUUGUAUUUACUUAUUAAACAUAACCCAUGUUUUUUCAGAAUGAUGUGUGGAGAUCGUUGAAUUUUAUUGAUAUCAUGAACCGAUCUAAGUUGGACAACCAAUAAACACCUGGAAACACUGGACUUUUGAUUAUUCCUAGUAUGGGACUCCUCAGAAUUGCCCACUCAUGACCCUACAACCAGGAAUCAAAUCUAGGAUUCUCAGUCUUUUGUGCGAAUAGUUAAUCUCUAGGCUAUUAAGCCAGAAUUCUGUGCUCAGUUGCCGUAAACUGGUUCGUGGUUACGCUUUGUUUAGGAGUCCUAUACUUGGACAAAAUGAUAGUUCAAUUCUCCCAUGUUUUGAAUAAUUACCUAACUUAGGUUGGUUUAUUAUUUCAACAAUGUUUUUUUAGUAGGUACCUUGUCACAGUAUACGACUUAGUUUCCUUUCCUAUUUUAAUUUUAAUCAGACAGAGUUCGGUGAAAACUCACUACAGUAAGAAAAAAUGUUUUAUCUGUUUCAUCUUUCAUUAUAAUGAAUGGCCAAUUGUUUACUGAGAUACCUUACAGUCUUUGAUCUAAUCUGUGGUUUGGUCUUGAGUGCACACUGUCGAUAAGCCUUGUGCUAGAACGAGAUAAUUUUAUAUUACUUUCUGGCUUUCACAAGGAUCUUAACUGAGACUAACACGUGAAGAAAACAAUGUAAAAACUAUAACCGUUAAUACUACUUAUUAGUCAUUUAGUAGUAAGAAACAUCGACUUUAUCCAGUCUUUGGUACGAAGUACUUUCUAUGAAUGUAAAGGUAAUGAUAACCAGUAGAGUAAAUGUCUUAACAUUCAUAAACGUCGUGUGUUACUAUAGGGUGAUUAGCAGUAAUCAGUAGGAAACCGCUGAUUAGUAAAAUCUUUUUGAUGGUAUGACAAAACGUGUACUCUUCUUGAGAUUCGAACCAAUGUUAUCUAAUACUACAGUCAAAGAAGUUGCUAUUGAAGUACCUCAGUCAUUUAGAGGAUGUCGAGUGUUGUUAGAGGUAUGAGGGCGGUUUUCACCUUCCUCAUUCCGAUACUUUAGAGGAUUACUUCUUUUUGAGGUACCUGUAAAGGUAAAUGUGUUGUGAAAAGUCUAGAUCAUGUAUUAGCGUAACUGAAGAUCUGAAGGAUCAGCUUCUUUAGCCUGGCAGAAAAUAAACUUUCUGUGAGUAAUCCUUGAUUUCUAAGGCCUUGAAGCCGACAAUAAAGAUCUGUUUGUCUAUAAUGCUACACUUUUGGUCUCCAUCUUUUCUAACUCCCUUCUUCCAUUGUGGUUGGCAGUAUAGUUGCAGUUUUUAGUUAUUUUUGCAUCAUGCAUGCUAUACGGUCGGUAGUUUUACUGAAACCUCAGGUCUUGGAACUUUAUCCUAAAAUAGAAAACAGUUAUUUUGUCAAUACAAGGUUAAAUUGAAAAUGUGAAUAGAAAUUUUAACAGAGUUGCUUUCACAAACUGUUAAUAUUGAAAAAUAAUGACAACAAAAUAAAUUCAAAUUAUUACCAUUAAAGUUUUUGCUUGGAAAUCAAUAGGAUCACACAUCAGUAUUGUAUAACAAGAAUGUACCAUGUACCUGCUAGAAGUAAUUCUCUGGGUUCUAGUGAGAAGCCGUGAUCAGUGGAGUUUAGCUGCGAAAAGUGUGAGGUAUUUGCUCACCAAAGACAGUGGAACAUUGUUGCUCAAUAUUGUGGAUUGAUUGUCGACUUAAACACCAUUGGCUAUUGACUCAGUGGUAUAGAGAUUAAAUAUCCAUGCGCGAGACCUAAGAUCCCAAGUUUGAGUUGCGGUUGUGAAAUAGUGGAUGUGCACUAUUCAGAAGUACCAUACUCGGACAAAAUAGCUGUCUACUGUUUCCAGAUUUUUCAAAGAUUGUCUAACAGAUCUGUUCAUGAAUUUAAUGAGAUUCAACAAUCUCCAGAACCUCGUACUGAAAAUUUUAUGUAGCAAAGAAACUUUGUGCCACCUGAAUAGCGAAAGAUUAACAACCAUCUCAUUUUUAACAUAUAAAUUAGGUUUCUUAUACUCUUAUAGCAACUCACGUGCAACUGAGUUUGUUCACAUAUAAUUCGGUUAAGUCGUUUUGUUAACUCAUUUAGCGGACUGAUUCAUCCGUACAACAACAACUUAUCUAUAACAUUGUAUCUUUAUUAUCGUUACGAAUGUAUGAGCCUGUAUGCCUGAGAAUGCCUUACUGCCGACGUAUAUAUUCAUCCUGCUAGCUUUACUAUUAGCUGUUUAACUGAUUCGAUGAUUCAUUCACUUCUUUAUAUAUAUAUACAUGUGCAUUUAUUGCUAUUCACUCGACUCAGUAACUCAUUCAUUCGCCUCUCCGCUCUGUGGUCUGAGCUAUCUGCUAAUAAAACUGUAGUCGCUGAUUCUCUUCGCCUUCUAAUUUCAAACACCGUUGAGGUUUAUAUAAUAACGGUUACGAUGGUGAUUGCUUAAUGAACCACAGCCACUACACUCCAUAACUAUAAAUUCAGAAGAAUGUAGCUGAACUGAGUAUUAAUCACCAUGAUAGAUUUCAAGGUAUCUCACUGAAAUUCUGUAUCCAAGACAUAUUUAGUAACUGCCCGGUUUAAAGUAGAUUUUUUCUCUUGUUCAAAAGCAUUAUGAAACAUGUUCUAAAAAGUUAAGCACAAGAUUUUUUUGUCAGAAAAAUUAAAAUGUCCCCCCUCUCUCAAAAAAUCUUAACUGUUCUAUUUUAAACAUUGCCCGGCAACAAAAAAAAAUUUGUAGACAGUAAAUAAUUAUUUAUUAGCACCAGUAUUAUCGGAUUAGUACAAAUACUUUUAGAAAUAUCCUUCCACCCCCCUCCAUCCAUAAUAUAACAGUUUGUCUUGUGUGUUUUUUUCCUUAAAAUAGAACUUAUUUAAUAAAAAAAUUAUCCUUUUAAAAGUCAUUUAAAUCAAAUAAAUCACAAUUUUUUUUGUAUUUUUCAUAUCAAAUUUUUAUGAUUAGAAGUUCC